UACUGAAUAUAAAUGGGGUUUGCUUGCAAAAUCUGCGCAGGCAAAGUCGCAGGAGAAGAUAUAUUAGAAGAAAACAGACUAGGAAGAAAAGAAAAAUCUAAACAAUGUCCCAUUUGCAGAAAAGUAUUCAGUUAUCAUAGUCGACUAAUCACUCAUCUAAAUAGACAUUCAUCUUGGAAAGAGAAUUGUAAAUGUGAAAUUUGUGGCAAAUCUUUCAAAUGGAGAAGCAGUCUUCAUUCUCAUAUGAAGACUCAUAAAGGACCUCUUCCAUAUACUUGUCAUUUGUGUCUAAAAGCAUUUGGAUAUUUAUCUUUAUUAAAGCAUCACUUAAAGCUGAAGCAUCCAUUUUCUUUAUAUUAA
Centruroides sculpturatus (bark scorpion) is the source of this 360-nucleotide messenger RNA. Its product is annotated as zinc finger protein 229-like. Gene Ontology annotation, biological process: regulation of transcription by RNA polymerase II. The record is from RefSeq and is a predicted model, not a curated record. Lineage: Eukaryota; Metazoa; Arthropoda; Arachnida; Scorpiones; Buthidae. Bases 13 to 360 code for a protein of 115 amino acids. Gene Ontology annotation, cellular component: nucleus. Gene Ontology annotation, molecular function: DNA-binding transcription factor activity, RNA polymerase II-specific; RNA polymerase II transcription regulatory region sequence-specific DNA binding. The transcript is spliced from 2 exons.